Messenger RNA from Vigna umbellata (rice bean), 567 nucleotides. The record is from RefSeq and is a predicted model, not a curated record. Lineage: Eukaryota; Viridiplantae; Streptophyta; Magnoliopsida; Fabales; Fabaceae.
AUUUUCUACAUUUCCACCGAUUAUAAUCACAUUCUACCGAUUAUAAUCCUUUUCCACCGAUUAAACGUUGAUUUGAAGGAUGUUGUUGCGGCAGAGGUUAUCGCGGUGAGGGCAGCGGACCUGGAGACGGACGUGGCGAGGCUACAGUACGAUUUGAUAUCGUCGGAGAUGAUUGCCUCAGAGGAGGCGAGGGCGGAUGCUUCGGAAUUGAGGAAGGAUUUAGGGGAGAAGGAGUCGUUGGUUGAGUCUCUAGAGAAGGAGCUGACAGCUUUGAAGAAGGUGAAGGCAGAGGGUGCGGUUAGGGUUAGGGAUUUGGAGAGAAAGAUUGGAGUUCUGGAAACCAAGGAAAUUGAGGAAAGGAACAAGAGGAUUAGGUUUGAGGAGGAGAUGAGAGAUAGGGUUGAUGAAAAGGAGAAGGAGAUCAAUGGUUUCAAACAGAAGUUGGUGGAAUUGGAGAAGGUUACUGCUGAGAAAAAAUCUGAGUUGGAAGAAUUGGUUAAGCAAAAAUUGAAGUUGGAGGAGGCACUUAGAGAAUCUGAGGAGAAAGUAGCAGCUUUUGAGAGAGCA